Messenger RNA from Corapipo altera (White-ruffed manakin), 1733 nucleotides. It is a transcript of the gene NUDT15, whose product is annotated as nudix hydrolase 15. Gene Ontology annotation, molecular function: 8-oxo-7,8-dihydrodeoxyguanosine triphosphate pyrophosphatase activity. Lineage: Eukaryota; Metazoa; Chordata; Aves; Passeriformes; Pipridae. Bases 107 to 598 code for a protein of 163 amino acids. Gene Ontology annotation, cellular component: cytosol. The transcript is spliced from 3 exons. Gene Ontology annotation, biological process: dGTP catabolic process. The record is from RefSeq and is a predicted model, not a curated record.
CUCCGGGAAAGGGCCUCCCAAAACCGGGGAUCCCAAAGCCUGAUUGGCGGAGUCGCCCCCGCCCGCCCGCGGGGAGAAAGAGCCUCCCCAGGCGCCCAGGGCUGCCAUGGGUGAGGAGGUGGCGCAGCCCCGGCGGCCUGGGAUCGGCGUGGGGGUGGUGGUCACCAGCGCCGCGCACCCCAACUGCGUCCUGCUGGGCAAGAGGAAAGGCGCCGUGGGGGCCGGCACCUACCAGCUCCCCGGAGGCCACCUGGAGUUCGGGGAGAGCCUGGCGGAGUGCGCGGCGCGGGAGACGCUGGAGGAGGCGGCGCUGCGACUGCGCCACGUGCGGUUCGCGUCGGCCGUGAACGCGGUGUGCGCGUCCGCGCGGUACCACUACGUCACCGUGCUCAUGAAGGGCGAGGCCGAGCCCGGCGCGGAGCCGCGCAACCAGGAGCCCGACAAGAACGAGGGCUGGGAAUGGGUUAAAUGGGAUGAAUUUCCUCCAGCAGAUCAACUAUUCUGGGCCUUACGCUGCUUAAGAGAGCAAGGUUACAAUCCCUUUACGGAAGAGCUUGAUCAUCUAAAGGGGUACACAGGAAGUCACCAACUAGGGUAAAACCAAAUUGUACAUAUGUAACGCACUAAAAGACAGAGCUGCUUUUUUUGAUAUGAAAGAAAAAAAGGGUUAAUCGUGCUCAUGCUGCCCAUGUGAAAAUAUUACCCUUUCCAAAGCCAGAAAGAUGCCAAAUGUUUCAGUGCUUUUACCAUAUUUCACAUAACAGUGGUCUCUCAUUCUAGAGUUAUUUCUAGCUGUAGUGUUAACAAUUAAUAUUUGCUUUUAUAGCAAACUCAGAGUGUUUUGUCUGGUUAAUCUUUAUACAGAUGAACAGCCAUUUGUAAGUUAGAACUCGCCAGAGAAGCUUACUCACUUAGAAACAGUUGCAGCAUCAGGCCCAAGAAAAUUACUUGUUUAAACCACUGCCCUGCUUUAUAUGUAAACUUACUUUGUAUGUCAUGCUGCUUUCCUGUAAUUAUUGGACCACUUUUAAAACUUAGCCUUGUCUCUUAGCUUUAGUUAUGAAGUUACUGUCAUGAAAAAAAGUUACAUUUCACAGACAAUGCCUCAUUCUCCUGCAGACAGCAGUGUGUACUUGAAAAUCAAGGGUAUUAUAAAUAUGAAGAGGUUAUGAUGGCUUAUUACAGGGAUGACAUUCCCUGAUCCUUCUUGUCACUUGCUUUUGUAACAGAGUUCUGUUUGCGGCCUCAGAUACAUUGAAUUUAUCUGUUAAAAAUGUCACAGAUCUCUGCAGUUGAUCUGACUUAAUGUUACUAAACUCUUAUAAUGGUGCCUACAGUGUUCUACUAGGCUGACAUAAGUAACAAAAUCAUCUCAUUUAUAGGUGUAGCUGAAUGGCAAAAGUCAUACUUUUUUGCCAAAGGGAGUUGUCAGUAUUAAACAACUGAAUUGGCAGUGAAGAUACAUACAAAAGAUACAUACAAAACCAAUGCAUUUAUAUUUCUAAUUUUUCUAGAAUCUGUAGCCAAAUUUGGAUAUUUUCCAGCUGUAGUCACUAGGACAUCAGCAGUUAAUUUUAGGAUAUGACUUUUAAAGAAAUCACUAAUUGGCUCAUUUUUUUUCUCCUCAGGGUUCUUUAACACAGUUCUUGUCUGUUUCUUUUAGAUAUACUCAUUGUACAAAAAUGUUGUGAGAUAUCUUUAAUUUCUUUUUAAUAAAACACAAGCACAAUAUU